This is a messenger RNA of Oryctolagus cuniculus (rabbit), 5393 nucleotides long. The record is from RefSeq and is a predicted model, not a curated record. Lineage: Eukaryota; Metazoa; Chordata; Mammalia; Lagomorpha; Leporidae.
GCCGCGGAGCGCCGCGGCGUUGCCAGGGGAACCGCGCCGCCGUCUCUCGCCUCAGUCUCCGGUCGCACCAUGGGGUAGCACCAAGUGCGCGAGUCUUUGCGGUUAACAAGAAAUGGGUUGAAAUCCGUUAUGAUAUGGUGGUUAGGGCAUUGGCUGUGGAAUUGGAUCGCCUGCCUUUGUUCCUCCCUCUUAGGAGCUGUGGGAUUCGCGGGCCUCAGUUUCCCCGGCCCUCUCAGCGUCUUCACGAUGUCAGGCCGCGUCUUCCUUCUGAGGGCGUUUGCUCUUGCGACCCUGGCAUCCUGGCUGAUCGCAGGAGAGCGUGAGUUUGGCGCUGAGUGUCCUGCUGACCCCCUUCCAUGUGAGGAACUGUGUGAUGGGGACCACUCCUGUCCCCAGGGGCAUAAAUGCUGCAGCACCGGCUGUGGCCACACCUGCCGUGGAGACAUUGAGGGAGGACGAAGUGGUGUUUGUCCGAACAUUCUGGUGGGCCUGUGCAUCGUCAACUGCGUGGUGGAUGAGAACUGUCCAGCUGGGGAGAAGUGCUGCAAGUCAGGCUGUGGCCGCUUCUGUGUCCCAGGAGUGCUGCGACCGACCAUGAACCCCAACUGGACAGUCAGGUCUGAUUCUCAAUCAGGUCCUGCAGGUCCAAUCCCCACCAGACCCUCCAGGAGCAUGGCCCAUUCCUGUCCCUUCUGUUGGAAAAUCCAUAUGGGCAAGUGAAAGGAGCCCAAGCUGAAAGACCCCCAUUCUGACCCGAGGAUGCUGGAAAUGGCAGAGGACCAGGAGCAGGCCCCAUGCUAACUGCCUUCCGAACACUCUGGAACAGAAUAGCAGGAUAUGCCAAAUAACGAAUGCUAUUUUUGUUUUGGUGGUGGAGUUCCAGAGGACUCCAGUUAACCAUUCUUGUAACAUCAGCAACAUCAUAACAGGGGCCUCGCCCUUCCUUUUAAGAGAGAAAAAGUGAGGGCCGGCGCCGUGGCGCACUUGGUUAAUCCUCCACCUGCGGCACCGGCAUCCCACAUGGGCACGGGGUUCUAGUCCUGGUUGCUUCUCUUCCAGUCCAGCUCUCUGCUGUGGCCCGGGAGGGCAGUGGAGGAUGGCCCAGGUGCUUGGGUCCCUGCACCCGCAUGGGAGACCGGGAGGAAGCACCUGGCUCCUGGCUUCGGAUCAGCACAGCUCCGGCCAUUGUGGCCAAUUGGGGGGUGAACCAACAGAAGGAAGACCUUUCUCUCUAUCUCUCACUGUCUAUAACUGUACCUGUCAAAUAAAUAAAUAAAUAAUAAAAAGAGAGAAAAAGUGAAACCCAGAAAGGGUGAUGUUGUGAGUGAGUUGCUGGCAGCUUCUAGCCUUGGCAGGGCCUGUGCAGUGACCAAAUUCUUCCAUCCGUGUGGCCUUACGCUAACCUCACAAUACCCGAAGGCAUGCGUGUUCUCUUCCCCUUUCACAGGAGGAUCUUGAUUGUCACAGAGAGGUGCAGCACGAGGCCAAAGCCACACCAAGCGUGAAGGGCUCAGCCUGACUCCCUGCCCAGGGCACUGAAUCCGGAGGCUGGAAUAGCUCGUUCCCCGAUCUGAGCGUCCUGUUCUCGCCUUGGGCCAUGACGCCACCUCCUUGGGUUGCUCUGCAUUGAGAAUCUAUCAGGAGCACCCUGCCCCCGGCAGCACAAAGGUAGCCUCUGGGUGGGGGGAGAUUCAUGGAGGAGGCCUCCGUUAAGGCUAUUUUGACCUCGUGGGAACAGGUGGUCCUGCGGAGGUUAAGGAGGGACAGGAGCAUCCCUGAGACCCUGAGCCCCCUGAACCCAGGCCAGACCCCAGACUUACCAAUUGCUCCGGGAGCUAUGCCUCAGGGGUUAGCAGGGUAUUUUUUUUUUUUUUACUUUCUUGGCCUUGUUUCUGUAGGAGAAAAAUAUUUUCAAGUAUUACCUGGCAAAGUGUUAUUCUCAGAGAUAAGUUCGGCUCACCAUGACUGUCGCCACUGAAACCAGAGCAUGAAGCCGAGUUCUGUCACAGGGACGGUGGGACCUCAGUGAACCCAGUGACCACGAGGUUCAUGCUGACGCUCCUACGUUCCAGUGAGGAGCCUCAAAGGAUGUGAGGUUUAAUUACAGGGGCUUGUCUCCCCAGUGGAUGCCUGUUCACUACAGCUUACUGAGCGGUUACAUGGAUUGUCUAUUUCAGUCUCAACAUUACUGUUCCAGUCUUAAAGAUGACGAAGCUGAUGCUUAGAGAGAGGUCCUUGUGUGAGGGCACCCAGUUUCCAAGUGGCAGAGCUGGGAUUUGAUCCCAGGCACUCGGCUUCAGCCGUCCUACUUCACUGUUCUUCCCAGUGUUGUGUGUGCUGGGUUUUCCGUGCAGGGCGGGGAAGACAGCAGGGAAGGAUUCCAUUAAGAUUCCCUCAAGAAACUCCCAGGUGGAGCUUCCUGCUUCUUCCGAGGCCUUGCAAAGCAGGAAAAACCAGGGUCUCCCUUUUACUCAUGAGGAAGAGAUAAGAAAAGCUGUCUUAUUCAAGGUCGUAGAAAGACAGCUGCAAAACAGAAUUAGAAACCCGAUGUCUUCUCAGUCCCCCCAAAAUCCUCCCUCUGUCCUGGGGCUUCUCCCAAGAUUCCCUUGUGCUGAAUUUCCAGGGUGGGGGCCAACUGAUGGUGUCUGGAGAAAGGUGGGUGAGCAAAGAUGGAGAACACGUUUGGCUUUGGGGUUUUGGUGACAUUUGCAGCCCCAGAUACUGUGUCCCAGCUCCUGCAGUGAAGUGGGUUCUGGGACAGGGGCGGGCGGUGGAAGGAGGCGUUUGUGGGUGUGGUCAGCGAUUCACAGGUGUGGUCAUGCGGAGAGAAGCGCCUUGUAUUUUGGGAAUGGGGGAGUGCUCCUCCAAUCAGGACUCUCAGGGAAACUCUCCUUGGGGAAGAGAAGGAGAAUUAUUGGAUAUUUGGCAUCCUGGUCACCAACAUCAAAACGAAACAGAGAGGGAUUGACCCUAGUGGUUGCUAAGAGAUCUCCCGUCGGUCUCCCACCAGUGGCUCUAGGCUCGGGACUGGCAUCAGAAAUCCAUCCAUUACCUUCGGCGCUUUGGAGUUCUGUUCAGUGAGCAGACUAUCCCACAGAAGGCCGAGCAGCAUUGCAGCCCAUUCAGGCAGUCUUCCUGCAGCGUGCAGAAUCUGUUACAAUUCUCAGGUUCCGAUCUGCAGGGUGGAGGUUCCAAGAUGUACUCUGGAACGCAGAACAGGUAAGGGAAAGGCCCAAACAGGCUGGAGUAAUACUCAGAACUCAGAAAGCUCAAGGGGCUGCCAGGGAACCUGCGCCCUCGUCGCCUUUGUGUGGCCCUGGGGAGGCUGAACCAGGUUUCGUUCUUAGCUUUUGCCUCCUUCUGAGUUCUGAGCAGGAAAUCAGGGCGUGGAUAUUUGAUCAGAGUUUGGUGGAUCCGUGCAGCGUUAGUCAUUCAUAGUCCUUGCAGCUCAGAGGUCAAGGCCCCCUAGACCCUAAGUUGUACAGCCUUUCAUCAGCACAAUGGUGCAGUGUAUUCUAGGGUUAGUGGAACAAGGGCCACUUGUAUAGGAGGAGUGAGCCGAAGGUAAGUUUCGAUAAAGGAGAAAGAUCACACUGCAAGCUGAAAGUCCUGGAUCAGAGAGCUGGGACCCACUUCACUGGUGAGUUCUGGGAGUGACUUCUCUUGUGAUGCGAAAGUCAAGAUUUCAAAAUGAACUGGGAAGGUUCAGCUUCCUCCUCCCUGGCGCCUCCUGGUUAGGAGCCCAGAGCAUCAGGGCGUCCCCACCCACUAGUGUUAGAGAGGAAUGAGCAUCUCGACUCCCUGUUUCCGCCCCCACCUCCGAGGAUUUCUGUUCAAAUCUAAGACCCACCUGCACUGGGAGAUCCUACCCUAAAGCCCCAUCCCAGUCUCCUCUCUGUCCCUAAACUCUAAGGCGUUUUAAUGAUGAGCCCCAUCACUCCCUUCUGCAGGCCUUACGGGGCCCUAAUUUUUGUACCUCAACACUUGCCCUUUCUUUGCAGCCAAAGUCAUGGGUGGGGCAUUCUAUUGCCUAUCUGUUGGUUCAUUGCUCUGCAGGUAUUUGCAAUUAGAGGACAGUCUGACGGCUGGUGCUGUGGUGCAGUGGGUUAACGCCCUGGCCUGAAGCACCGGCAUCCCAUAUGGGCACCGGUUCGAGUCCCGGCUGCGCCACUUCCAAUCCAGCUCUCUGCUGUGGCCUGGGAAAGCAGUGGAGGAUGGUCCAACGGCUUGGGCUCCUGUACCCACGUGGGAGAUCAGCAAGAAGCUCCUGGGUCCUGACUUUGGAUUGGCCCAGCUCUGGCCAUUGUGACCAUCUGGGGAAUGAACCAGUGGAUGGAAGAUUCUCUCUCUCUCUCUCUCUCUCUCUCUCUCUCUGCCUUUUAAAUAAAUAAAUAAAUAUUUUAAAAAAGAGAAGAGAGUCUUUAGGCUGCGAUGAUGAUUUGAAAGGGAUGAGUAAAGACAAGCUUGGGUUUUAAUUGUAAUCACGCAAAUGACAUCAAAGAUGGGGUAAAAGAAGCUGAGGUCCAAGCUCUCGACAGUGUGGCAGAGACCAGCAACCAUCUGUGCUUCCUGGAGCAGUGUCAGAAACUGGGACUGUCCCUGCUUUGAAGAGUUGGGUGUUCAGCGGAACAGCACGGGAAGGGGACCACGAGCCAGGAAUCCCGGAGACGGCGCCCUUCUCAAGUUCUGUUUCCAUCUGCGUAUUUGGCGUCGGUCUCACUCACAGCAGUUACUGCUUUUAUUUAUUUAUUUAUUUAUUUGAGAGGUAGAGUUAUAGACAGUUAGAGGGAAGGACAGAGAGAGAGGUCUUCCAUCUGCUGGUUCACUCCUCAGUUGGCUGCAACAGCCGGAGCUGCGCCGAUCCGAAGCCAGGAGCUUCCUCCAGGUCUCCCACGUGGGUGCAGGGGCCCAAGCACUUGGGCCAUCCUCCACUGCUUUCCCAGGCCACAGCAGAGAGCUGGGUUGGAAGAGGAGCAGCCAGGACCGCAACCGGCGCCCAGAUGGGAUGCCAGCGCCGCAGUGCCAGCCCCGGUUACUGCUUUUUAAGGAGAGUCUCUUCGUGUCUCCUCAACUUGUACUCCUUGGUCCUCCACUGAACUCCGCUCUCACUCUCUCGCAGCUUGUUUAGCCCCUCUCUUUCCUACAAACCUGCUGCAUAGUUCCCGCGAAACUCCUGAAACGGGACCUCACCUCCUGGGCCCCUGAGCUAGCGCACAUAUCCCCUUUCCCAUGCUGUCCUGUGGAAGAGUGUGCCUGGUGAACGGGCGUUCUCGACUCAUUUGGUGGUGGUCAGGGCCGACACUGCUGCUCUUACUAGGCUGAGCUGGGCAGCGGUGGCCGCUGAGAUACACUCUGUGUCGGCCCGUUGGCAAUAGCCACUGUGAAUUGUUCAA